Molecule: messenger RNA, 3150 nt
Organism: Salvelinus namaycush (lake trout)
Lineage: Eukaryota; Metazoa; Chordata; Actinopteri; Salmoniformes; Salmonidae
Product: TOX high mobility group box family member 3-like
Exons: 6
Coding region: 18-1712 (564 amino acids)
Biological process (GO): regulation of transcription by RNA polymerase II
Cellular component (GO): nucleus
Molecular function (GO): chromatin DNA binding
Source: RefSeq, a predicted model, not a curated record
CCAACAACAACAACUACAUGAACAUGGCAGAUGUCGCUGGUGGUGGUGAUACAUUCCACACCCCCAGCCUGGGAGACGAGGAGUUUGAGAUCCCUCCCAUCACCCCUCCUCCAGAGACAGAGUCUGGCCUGGGCCUAUCGGAUGUGGACUCCCCCUUCCCGGGGCACCCGCUCCAGCACAGGGGACCCUUCACCCCCCAGUUCCCCCCUCAGAGCCUGGAGCUGCCCUCCAUCACCAUCUCACGCAACCUCAUGGACCAGGAGGGGCUCUCCAGCAUCAACGGCCUGCCAUUGAACAUGCAGGGCCACCUCCACCAGUACCCCCCUAACCCCGCCAUGGUCAUGAGAUCCAUCAUCAGCAUCAACAACCCCAAUGGUAUGAUGUCCCGGAACCAGCUGACCACCAUCAACCAGUCCCAGCUCAGUGCCCAGCUGGGCCUGAACAUGACAGGACCCAAAAUCCCCCAUACUUCGCCCUCACCACCAGCCAGCAAGUCGGCCACGCCCUCACCCUCCAGCUCUAUCAACGAGGACGACCAAGACCAGGACAAUAGGGUAAUGGCAGGAGAGAAGCGCCCAGCGCCAGAUGCUGGGAAGAAGCCCAAGACCCCCAAGAAGAAGAAGAAGAAGGACCCCAAUGAGCCCCAGAAGCCAGUUUCAGCCUACGCCCUGUUCUUCAGAGACACACAGGCCGCCAUUAAGGGUCAAAACCCCAACGCCACCUUCGGAGAGGUUUCCAAGAUAGUGGCCUCCAUGUGGGAUGGCUUGGGAGAGGAACAGAAGCAGGGCUAUAAAAGCAAAACAGAGGCUGCUAAAAAGGAAUAUUUAAAAGCCCUCGCUGCCUACCGCGCCAGCCUGGUUUCAAAGGCUGCCCAGGAAUCAGCAGAGGCUCAGACCAUCCGUUCAGUCCAGCAGACCCUGGCCUCCACCAGCCUGUCCCCAGGUCUGAUGCUGCCUUCGCCACUCUCCCAGCACCCGUCCAUGUCCUCCAUGUCCUCCAUGGCCCAGGCUCUCCAGAACGGCAUGCCACGGGCCAUCGCCCCCAAGCCGCUGCAGAUGAGGCUGGGGGGCAACCAGAUCGUGACCUCGGUGACGGUGCAGCACCAGAACAUGCCCAACGGUGUGCCAUCCCAGCUGCUGAACCAGAUGGGUGGAGGUGGUGGAGGAGGGGCCAUGGUGGCCGGAGCCCAGCCCACGGCCAUGUCCCAGAUGAGCCCGCCCAUGCAGGGUGGCGCGGGGGGGCACAUGCAGCAGCUGCAGCAGCAGCAAACACAGCAGCAGCAGAUGCAGCAACACCUGCAGCACCACCAGAUGCAGCAGCAGCAGAUGCACCACCAGCAGAUCCAGCAGCAGAUGCAGCAUCAGCAUUUCCAGCACCACCUCCAGCAGCAGCUGCAGCAACACAACAUACAGCAACAGCAGCAACAACAACAACAGCAGCAGCAGCAGCAGAGGCAUGACAUGCAGCAACAGCAACUGCAACUCCACCAGAUGCAGAUGCAGCAGCUCCACCAGCAGCAGAUGCAGCAGCAUCUCCAACAACAGCAGCAACAGCACCAGUCCCAGUGUUCCCCACCACAACACUCACCUAGCACGCCUCAAUCAGUGGGGGGCUCCGCCUCCAUGGGCAGUCCCCAACCCGCCCCCCAGCAGCCACACCCCUCCCAGAUCCAGGCCCAUGCCCAGGUUCUGUCCCAGGUCUCCAUCUACUGAGCCAAAUGAAUGGAAGAUAUCUAUCUUAUCUCAAAGAAGAGGAAUAGAAAUAAAAGCAUAAUUUCCACGUUGCUUUUCUAAGUUGCACUUAAGAAGUGUGUAAGAAUUAGAAUGUUUUACAAAGAACUUGUCCAUUGUUAUAGACGGAUAUGAAUACCUACGUAGACAUGUAAAGGGGCAGAUACCUUAGCUGGAUUUUGUCUAUAAAAUAGGCUGCGCUAUGAGGAAAAGUCGGUAGGCAAAUGCCCAUUGAUUGUUUAUUGUUUGUUUGUUUGUGUUUCUCCGCUCAAUUGUCAAUUCAAAACUGACUUUGGGCACAUUUGUGAAAGGACUGGUGUACCUGACUCACACAGGGGAAGGAAUGCCCUGUUUUUAUUUAACGCUAAAGCUUUAUUUAUGAGGUCAAAGUUGUCAGUUCAGCCCAACUACUGGACACAAUGAAUGGAUUUCAACAGGCAUUUUUUGCAGCUCUAACCUCUCCCAGAGAAGAACACCUGAACUGAAUGACUUACAGGUACAAUACUGGAGACCAGUAACCCACACAUUAAACUUGUUUCCACACUGGCCAGUAUAUUAUGAGACUUUCUACCUUUUUCCCAUUUUUCUCUUGCCCUACAUUCCUGCAGAUGUAACUGUUUAACAAAUUGUCUAAAGGAAACUCUCCAUAAACCAUCAUGCAUUUCAGGCCAAUGUGAUAUCUGAGUGCAUUCAUCCUAUGGCAUGAAGGCAAGAGACAAUAUCUUAAGGAAAAAGGGAACUGAAAAAUGUCUUUGGGAUGGGGGAUUGUGGGGGUUGCUGGAUGGAGGAAUGGAGGAAUGGACAGACUGAGAGACAUAAACUGCCAUAAGAUAAUUUAUGUCAUAUGUCAUCAAACUGUAAAUGUAACCUACUGUAAGUGUUUUGUAGAGUUGGGGACCUCCUCUUUCCACUAAAAUACCCAUUUGUUCAAAAAGUGUGUGUAAAACUGGCACUCCAAAAAAUCCUCCUUUUAUGUAUUUGUUUUUACCUCAGAUGUUUAACAAUUAAAUUAUGUUUUUUUUGUGUGAUAAAGGGGAUAUUUUAUGGUAAAUGAAAAAUUCCACGAUCAAGGUUGAUGGUUUCAUGAUUGAUUUAUGUAUUUUUACACUACGUACUCCUUGAUACUACAAAACUUCAAAAGUAAGAAGAAGUAGCAGAGACACUUUGUUGCACUGUCAGAGCCAAUUGAAAAGGCAAUGGGGGUAUUUUCUUGCCAGAUGAAGUGAUAUAUCCAUGAUGAAAAGAGAAGCGUUGUACAUUUUUCAUAUCACCUGUUGUAAAGUUUUAAUAUGAGGCUGUAAUUAAAACAUUGGUAAAAUGACCUGUAUGAUUACUAUAUCACGUAGUGCAUUUCUGCUCUUUUAUACUUUUUUAUGAGUUAUAAUAGCAGCAAUUCAUUUGUUUGUAUUUUGCUUACAGA